Molecule: messenger RNA, 1575 nt
Organism: Coprinopsis cinerea okayama7#130
Lineage: Eukaryota; Fungi; Basidiomycota; Agaricomycetes; Agaricales; Psathyrellaceae
Exons: 2
Coding region: 1-1575 (524 amino acids)
Source: RefSeq, a predicted model, not a curated record
AUGAUCCUUCUCUCGCUCGGACUCGGACUAAUCGCACCCCUUCUUCCUGGUCUGGCGUCCCAUCAGGACGAUAUCGCACAGUCUUUACCUUUCCUCAAGGAUUCAGCCCCUGAUUUGAAAACCGUUCCUUUCAUCUCGACCAGGUCUGCUCCCCUCAUCGCUGGCCAAUGUGCUCUGGCUAUUUUGAGCGCUGCGAUUCUUGCUAUUCACCCAAGCGCUGAUGGAGUCAAGGACUCGCGUUGGAGACGCUUCGCCAACAAGCUCAAGAUGGCUGUUAACUUCCUUCUCUUCCCGGAAUUCCUCAUGUGGCAGGCGAUUCGCCAGCAAGCUGGUGCCUCUGAGCUCCUUAAAACAUUUGACCCAUCCCUUAAGUGGUCCAAAGCUCACGCUCAUCUCAUUCAGAUGGGAGGCAUGGUUCUUCACGAGGUCGACUUCAAGUUCCAAUUCGGUCGCAACCCUACUCCCGUCAAGAUCCUCUCUUACCAGGAGCUUUCUGACCUCGUUCAGAAGGGCGAAGCCAAGUGGCCAGCCAUCCUCGAGAAGGACCUCGCGAAAUUGAGCGCCAAACAUCCCUUCCUCACUGCUUUCGCCAUCUUCCAAUCCGCCUUCGUCCUCGCUCGAACCUUCAUCCGCGCCUCUCACGGACUUCCCAUCUCCCACCUCGAAGUCAUCUCCUCUUUCUAUAUCCUUGCUGGUUGGUCGCUUUCCGCCUUGUGCUGGGACAAGCCUUAUUCCAUCGACGGUUCCAUUCCCAUCCACCGCAAAAUCACCGAGACGAACGCCGCAGACGCUGUUCCCUACACCCUCCCCAUCCGAAACCGAAACGAGAAGCAAAACAAAACCGAUUCGCGCAAGUCAAACGACUCCUCUGCACCCUCCCUCCCUACCUUCUCUUCUCCUCAUGAUCAAGAAAGGAAAAUCGUCGAAAUCGAAGAGCCCCGCUUCCAACUCCGGAAUUCGCAUCUGGAGAAGGGUAUCAUGUUGGCACUCGAUUCCGCUUGGUGGAUCUUCUCCGACGCAGCUGGAAUGAUGGACCCUGAUUGUGUCAAGACCAUCCACGAAACCGAGGACAUGUACCCCUCCCUCGAGUAUGACGACGUCGACACCGAAAAGUUCACAUCCGAACUCGCUCUCCGCCCUAACCGCCUCUACGCCUACCAGCCCGAGAAGACGGACAUCCAAACCGCCGCUUCGACGUCGAACCCGGUUAAGCAGGCUGGUUACUCUGCGCUCGCGCCCAUGGUGGGGCUCGUCUCUGCUUUUGCGGCUCUCUGCAAUGUUGCGGCUUGGGCUCCGUCGUCGGGACUUGAGUUUGCUGGGUUGACGGAGAAGGUGAUGUGGAGUGGGUCGGCGUCUGUAGCUGCGCUCUCGCUCUUUACAUCUCUUGCUGCUGCGUACUCUAUUCCGGAGAAGGACGGCUUCGUUUCGUUGGGUUUCUCGUAUCCUAUUAUCGCGUUCUCCCUUCUUGUGCACAUGGUUUCGAGGUCGUUUGUGUUGUUGUCUUCUGUUGCUAUGGUUCGGGACGUGGUCACUACAGCAUUACCUACAUCUAUGGGCUCGACGAUCGUUGCGUAG